Molecule: messenger RNA, 6787 nt
Organism: Drosophila santomea
Lineage: Eukaryota; Metazoa; Arthropoda; Insecta; Diptera; Drosophilidae
Exons: 5
Source: RefSeq, a predicted model, not a curated record
AACGAUCACACUCGUUUGUGUAUUGCGAAGACGGGCGGACGUACGUCGGCGUCGAAUGCGGAAAAAGCGCUAAAGCGAACUAGCGAAAAAGUGCGAAUACCAAAAGCAAAAGAGAGCCAAACAACUUGUUUUAUUUUUUUUCACCACAAGCGUCGUCGCGACAACAACAAAGAGGAAUUUAAUAAAGGAAUUUAAAAAACAAACGAGAAAUAGAAAGAGAGAAAGCAGCAACUAAAUAUAACAACAAAUGCAUUAAAUAGUUUUGUUUUUUUUUUGCCACACUGCCAAAAUGCAGUUAGCGUUUGUUUGUCUCCUGAAAUAAACCCCAAACCCCAAAAUCGUGAAUAACGUGAAGCUUGGAAAAGGAUAACGCAAGAUUACAUAGAGCGCGAGCGAGACAGCACUUCUAAAGCAAAAGAGCGAGAGAGUGUGUCGAGGAGCGAUGGCCAGCGAGGAUGUGCAGAUCACUAGCGUCAUCGAUGCCAAUGGCCAGAGUCUACCGCUCCACGGCAACAGUUUGGGCGGUCCCUUGGGCCCGCCCGUCAAACAGGAGCGUCCCGACGACGCCGAGAUCCGCGAACUGGCGGCCAAAAUGAAGGAGCAGCAAAAGCAACAGGCCGCCCAGCAGGCAUCCCGUCAAGCGGCCAUGCAGCACUCGAAUGGUGGCGCCAAUGCGGCUGCCUCGGCCGGUGGCAACAUGCAGCCACCGAUAACAAAUGGCAAUGGCCAGACCAAUAUCAUGAGCUAUCUAUCUCGUCAUCAGAAACUACCCAACGGCACCAUGCAAGUGGUGCCCGCCUUGGCCUCCAAUGGCCGUUCGAAUGGAGCCGUCAGCGAUUCCGGCUCGGAUAAGAAAUCCUCGACGGGACCCUGCGACGAGGAGUCCAUACAAGGCCACUUUGGCUGGGCCCAAUUCGGCAAGGUAUCCAUACCGUACAUCUAUCGGCAAUCGGAGAAAUACUGCUCCGUGCGCAUGAUCGAGCUGAAACUGCUGGGCAAAUACCUCAACUGCCUGCAUCCGGAUAUCUACUCCAGCUGCACCUGCGUGCGCAGCUACUACAUCACCGAUGCGGAGGCGCGUCUCUUCAUCGAGAUCAAUCAUAAGCACUGCGAUGGCGAGUUCGGUCGCGACAUCUUCAACCAAAAGGAUCUGGUUGUGCGUCUCAGUGACGCAUCCAAGUUCUAUCAGUUCCUGGACAUUUGCUACAGGAAACUGGUAUCCGGCAGCAAGACGCCGUCGGAGAAAUGCGGCUUCAUUCGCAUCAACAAGGAGUCCGUGGUGCCCUACACUGUGCGCAACAAUCAGCAGGUUGUGCCGCUCUUCUAUUUUGAAGGCGAGACCGAGAAUCUGAAGACCAAGGCCGAAUUGCUCAAUGGCUGGGACCUGGCCUAUCUUAAGUUCUGCUGCAAGGUGCAGGGCAUACGCAACGAGCUCUUCUCCAGCGAAAAUGUUGCGGUCAUUUCGCUGACCGACAUCAAGAGCUACUUCCCAAAUGGCACCGAAUUCGAGGACUAUUGGCCCAGCAAGGUGGUCGACUCGAAUCUGCUGAUUGGCAAUCGCGCCAAUGUCAAUAACUCGGUCAACUGGACACGCCAGCCCUCGGCGCCGCCGCCAAAAGUGACCACCUCCAGUUCCGGAUCAUCUGGAUCGUCCUCCUCCAGCGGCAGCAAUCUGAGCCAGAACUCAUCAUCCGGCUCAUCGCCGGCGAACUCUGCCGGUGGCCAACAGGUGACCCCGAAAACGCAGCAACAGCACGCUGCCGCUGCAGCCGCAGCAGCGGCGUCGGCGCAUCAACAGCACCUGAUGAAGCAACGCGCCGCCGCAGCAGCAGCUGUCGCCGGCGCCAAUGGUGUGGCGAAUGCGGCCAACAGUUUUGGGGCAGCUGCGGUGGCGGCCUUCAAUUCCCAGGCGGCGGCAGCGGCAUCAAUGCUGCAGCAAUCGCAGGGCAACAACAGGAUGCUGUCGCAGGCCACCGUCCAGGCUUUGGCCAGCAGCGGAUGGAUGUCUGGACAGACGAACCUGCAGCUCCACGCCCAGAUGAUGGCGCAGCAAUCGCAUGCGAACGCAAAUCGCGUGGGAAGCUAUCGGGAGCACAUGAACAACCUGAUGAUGAGCGGCAGCAGCCGGCAGCCGUAUUCGUACAACAAUCCCGCGAUCUCCAUGUCCUCGGUGAACAACCAUAGUGGGGGUGGCGGGAAUGCUCCACCUCCGCUCGUCCGCUCGGCGGCGGGUCAAAAUGCCAACCACAUGUCAAAUGUCGAGCAGUCACUGGUGCAACAACAACAACAACAACAGCAACAGACACAACAACAACAACCGCAACAACAACAACAACGACACCAGAACAGCACAUUUAACAACAACAACAACCAUGCACCACAGCAACACUCUUCACCCAACAACCAGACCACUAGUAGCCACCAUCAUCAUCAUCCACAACAACAACAUCAACAACAACCACAGCAUGCCUUAGCCAAAAGUCUCAGCAGCGGCAACAACAGCAACAGCAACAACAGCAGCAGCAACAACAGCAGCAGCAACAACAACAACAUGAGGAGCAGCAGCAACAUGAACGGCAGCAACAGCAGCAACAACUCCAGUUCGGCGGCCGCAGUGGCCGCUGCUGCCGCCGCCGGCUAUGUGCAAGCUCUUUUGGGCGGCGGCGGCGGUGGCGGUGCGGGGGGCGUGGCUGGUGGCGCUGGCGCCGGCAGCAAUGCCUUCAACUACAACCUGCCCUCGACCCGAGCGGACUACACGAAUCUGGCGCUGUGGAAUCAACUAACGCCCGCCCAACGAUUGCUCUUCAGCCAGCAGCUGAAAGGUGCCAGUCCCACUGGAUCUGCUGGUGGUAAUAUAACCAGCGGCAGUGGAUCAAGUCAUGUCGCCGGUAAACAGAACUUUCCCGCGCUGCCAUCCCUGCCGUUGGACACGGAUCUGAUUACCAUGCUGGACUAUAACAAUCCCAAUAAGGCGAACAAGAGUCAGAAGAGUGGAGGUGUUACCUUUACCAAACCCAUUGUGCCACCACUGAUACCAGAUGGUUCGGGUGCUGAAAUAACGCUCACCAAGAGCAGAAGAGGCGGAGCAGCUGGAGCAGCAGGAGGAGGUGGUGUUGGUGGUGGUGGUGGUGUUGUUGGUGGUGUUGGAGGUGAUGGCGGCGGAGGAGUAGCUAUCGCAGGAAGUGGCACUACCAUACCGCUGAAUUCCACACAAGCACUCGAGGAUUUCGAAAAGAAGUUCACUGUGAUGACGGAUGAAAUGCGGGCUGUUAUACAAAAGGUUUUGGCCAAUCCGGAUCUCUCGACAUUUAUACAAACGAACUCCGGCAGCAAUAAUGCUGCAAAUCAAAAUCACCUGGUGCCAUCGUAUAUAUCGCCACCAAUGUCGCCAUCCGUGGGCGGUUUAAACAUGGGCAUGGCCAUGGGCAAUGUGGCCACCCUGACCUUGGCCUCCAAUCCGAAUGUGACGAUAACACCACAAUUGCCCGGACACUUUCUGCACUCGCCAUCGAGUUCGUGUUCCAGUUCGAGUGCCUCGAAUACGGCGCCAUCUCCGUUGAGCAGUGGUGGUAACGGCGGCGGCGUUGGGUUAACGGGUGGGGCGAGUGGUGCAGGCGGGGCAUCCAGCGGGUCAAGUGGGCGGCAAAAGAGCGUGAUUUGUUCGACCAAAAGUAAUAAUCUACCAAUGGCCAUACUAUCGCUAGCUAGCAAUAAUUCAGGUGGGGUUAGUUCAAAUUCAGGCGUACGACGGAAUAACAACAAUAAUACGAAUAGUAGUAAUUAUGGACGUCAGACACACAGCCACAGCCAAAGUAGUAGUAACCACAGCAAUACACAAACAAGCACCCAACAACAAACAAGCACACCCACUGACGUAAUCGAUCUGUCCUCCUCCCGAAGGUCACUAGCUGCAUCGGCGGCCUAUUUGCAGCAACACUCCUCGGCGGUUGCCCAACAACAGGUGGCAGCGGCAGCGGUGGCCCAGCAUCAACGUUUGGCCGCCGUCGCAGCCCAUCAUGCCCAGCAGAAUGGACGCAGUUCCUCGAAUUCCGCUAAUUCCGGCAGUUCGUCAAACUCAACGGGUAACAACAACAACGGCACGAGCAACAGUGGUUCCUCGGGUAAUGGCUCAAACGGCAAUGGUAAUGCCUCCUCGAACAGCGCCUCCAUGCAUCUGCAACGACAUGCGGCACUUGCACAUGCGGCGGCGGCGGCAAAUGCGGCGGAUAGUGCACAGCGGUUGUGCGUCAUACCCGAGAUACCCACGAACAACAUGAACCUGACGCCCUACAAGGUGCUGAAGGUGUGCGUGGACAAGCAUCUGGUGCCCUGCAUCAACAUGAAGGCCUACAAUGAUUCCGAGCAGCUGAUGACGCUCAUCGAGUUCCAGAAGAACUUCUUCCCCUCGGUGCCGCUGGAUCAUUGCAAGCGAUUGAUCGAGGCCCUCGGCGUGGAGCUCUACAAGGCAAAUCGGCGACAAGUGCAGAUCCUGAUGGAGUACGAUCGCAACUACAACGAGAACAUGCCGCUGGUGCAGGUGCGCGACAUUAUCAAGUACAUGACGCAGCUGACCUUCAUGACGCGCCAGUCGGAGCAGACGCCGGCCAAGAGGACGCGCACGAGCUAGGAAUUAAGCUGGGGAGCACAACAUUUGCCACCAACAACAAGCACAACAGCAGCAACCACAAUAGCCACAGCCACAUUAGCCACAGCCACAGGCAGACCAGCAACACCACCACCAGUCACCACAAGUGGCAGCAACACAGCAACAGCCACAGCCACAGUUCACACACGAACAACAGCAACGUCUGCGGGUAUAGUAGCACCACCAACAACGGUGGCAGCCACAUCGCUGCGCAGACGGGCCCUCACACCGCCAGCGAAUGUUAGUGGUGAUGAUGUGCUAGCCAGGCGCAGAGCAUUAGCGCCACCGCCAGCACCGGCAGUUCCUGCCACACCACCAGGAGCAGGAACCAUUGGAUCACCUGCACUAUCAGCCACACCUGUACACACCACCAGCAACACAUACGAAAUGUUGUACUCCCACAACCCACACCCGCAUCCGCAUCCGCACCAUCCUGCAGCCCAGCACCACCAAGCAGCCCAGCACCACCAUCAGCAGCACGAGCAGCAGCGUUUGCUAAAGAAGCGGCAACACGCCGAGCAAACGGCGCCCAAGAAUUCGCGCACUGCUGCGGCAGCUGCCCAGAAAAUGGCCGAAGCCGAACACGCCUAUCUAUCCAAUUUGUACGGCAAGGCAGCGGCCAGCAUGCUAAGUCCACCGUUGGGCAAUAUCCUGCCCGAGUGGGAGCAGCAGAGGCAGCGAAGGACACAGGCGGCAGCACCACCGCCCCACCAACAGCAGCAGCAGCAACAGACGCAGCAGCAGCAAACGGCGAUGACGGCGGUGGCGGCGCCACCUCAACGACAUAUAAUGCAUCGCCGGCAUAGCGUGUGUGCCGCUGGACUGGCCAGCCUGUCGCCCGCCUCCUCGACGCACUCAUCAUCGGCGGCCUCGCCCACAACGGCGGCAGCAGCGGCCUUGGCCGCAGCAUCCUACUAUGGCAGUGCGGCGGCAGCGGCGGCGGCGGCAUUUACGGCACCAUAUCAGCACCAUCAUCAUCAUCAUGCCGCUGCAGCUGCUGCGGCGGCACACCAUCAUGCAGCAGCAGCAGCUGCGGCAGCGGCGGCAGCAGCGGCAGCCCAUCAUACACAUGGCCAGCCAUCGCCAACCAUUUACCCACCCACUCCGCCGCCAUCGGCGCCCUGGGUGCAUCCUUGGUAUGCCGGCGAUGCGGCCUUCUGAGCGAGAGAUCGUAGAUAGAAUAGAUCGUAGACAGAUGAAGAUCCCAUGGGGCAAGCAACUCAAGCCCCACAUUGUACAUUCGAGUUUCUAGUGUGUUAAGCUAUUUAUUAAACGACGAAAGGAAAAAAAAAACAACACAAAACAAAACAAAAGAAAACCUAUUUAGAUCAAGGAGAGCUCCAAACAUUUUUUUUGCACGCCUGUCUGGAGGAGAUUAGAUUGUAAGUAGGCUAACUAAAACAAUUUCUGGGCAUUAUAUGCCAACUAAACAAUAACCAAGGGAAACCUUAUCGAUGAUAUAUGGACUAGAGCUGCUGGGAUUUCGUUUGGUCAAACAACAACAGCAAAACAGCAAAACAACAAACAAACAAACAAACAAACCAACAAACAUUUUCAAAUGAGAACUCAAAGAACUGAUUACAUUUAUUAUCAAAUCACACAGAGAGAACAAUUAGCUUUCGUUUCUUGAUUCGUUCGGAAUUCAUUUUCGUGGUUUAAAAGUCUUUUCUAGAAAUAUUUACAUACACUAACAGAUAUACAUGUUAUAUGCUAUACAUAUGUAAUAUAUAAGUAAAGAGCCAAUAAACUCGUCAUAUUGUAAGCAAGAAAUUAAAUUUCUUGCGUUUCAAAACUAUGCAAAAAAAACUACCAACUACCAUAAAAACUAAAAACAAAACGAAACACAAAAAACAAAAAAAAAAACAGCAACUAAAUGAAAGCAACUAUUCAAAAAUUGAGUCAAAUUUUGUAAGCUAGAAAAGAGAUCCGCAAAUCGAUCCUAAGAAAUUCCAUUCAAUAUUCAUUAUCGUCUCAUCAUUGUCAAAAAUUAUCAUCAAAAGUUCCCAUUCGAGCAGCAAAGCAUAAAUCGUAAGCAAUUGUAAAAUUUAACAAUUUCCAAAUCUAAAAGUAACAUAAAAAGCUACAACUAAAAAUUACAAACAAAAAAAAAACACAACAAAACAAAAUGAUAAGCUGAGGAAG